Messenger RNA from Triplophysa dalaica, 1962 nucleotides. Its product is annotated as tripartite motif-containing protein 16-like. The transcript is spliced from 7 exons. Gene Ontology annotation, molecular function: zinc ion binding; protein binding. The record is from RefSeq and is a predicted model, not a curated record. Bases 69 to 1676 code for a protein of 535 amino acids. NCBI's taxonomy places the organism in Eukaryota, Metazoa, Chordata, Actinopteri, Cypriniformes, Nemacheilidae.
GUUUCAAGUGUUCAACACAGUUGUGUGUUUGUCGCAUGUAAAGUGUGUCUGUCGUUCUCGUGAGUGAAAUGGCAGAAGGUUUUUCAGAGGAUGAGUUCAUGUGUUCAGUGUGUCUGGAUCUACUGAAGGAUCCAGUGACUGUUCCCUGUGGACACACUUACUGUAUGAGAUGUAUCACAGACUGCUGGAAUCAAGAAGAUCAGAUGAGAAUCUACAGCUGUCCUCAGUGCAGACAAACCUUCAGUCCAAGACCUGUUUUAGCCCGGAACAUGAUGGUUGUUAAAAUGGUGGAGAAACUGAAGAAGACCAAACUUUCUGAUCACUGUGAUGCUGGCGCUGGGGAUGUGGUGUGUGACGUCUGUACUGAGAGAAAACACAAAGCCAUCAAAUCCUGUCUGCUGUGUCUCAACUCUUACUGUCAAACUCAUCUUGAGCAACAUGAGAAUCUCUUCAGAGGCAGAAGACACAACCUGAUAGAUCCCACCAGACGACUGCAGGAGAUGAUCUGCCCUUUACACGAUAAAGUGAUAGAGAUUUACUGUAUUCAGUGUCAGAGAUGUAUCUGUUUGUUGUGUUUGGAUGAACACAGAAAUCAUGACACUGCAUCAAUUUCAGCAGCAAACACAGAGAAACGGAGUCACUUGGUAGAAACACAGAAUAAACUCCAGCAGAAGAUCCAGAGGAGAGAGAAAUAUCUUCAGAAGCUCAGAGACACUGUGGACUCUCAUAAGCGGUGUGCACAGUCAGCACUGGAGGACUGUACGAAGACGUUCACUGAACUGAUGUCUGAGGUGACAGAGCUGAUCAGAGAUCAGGAGAAGACUGCAUUAGCUUCAGCUGAAGGACUUGCGGAGAGAGUCAAGCAGGAGAUUGAAGAUCUGAGGAGAACAAACACUGAGCUGGAGAAGAUUUCACAAACACAAGAUCACGUUCAGUUUCUCCAGAGUUUCCAGUGUCUCUCUGUCUCUGGAUCAACAGAACACAUCAGUGUCUCUUCUGACGUCUCUUUUGAUGAUGUUGUGAAAUCUGUGUCUCGAUUCAGAGAGAAACUGCAGCGUUUCUGCAGAGAGGAGAUCCACAAGAUUUCUGUGACAAGCAUCAUGGUCCCUGAACCCAAAAGCAGGAGGGAAUUCCUACAAUAUUUCCGUCAGUUCACACUGGAUCCAAACACAGUGAAUUAUUACCUCAGACUGUCUGAUGGACGCCGAGCGGCUGCAGUCAUUGAUUCACCCCAUAAGUAUCCAGAUCAUCCAGACAGAUUUGAGAGCUGGAUGAACGUGUUGUGCAAAGAGAGUGUGAGUGAACACUGUUACUGGGAGGUGGAGUGGGAAGGGAAUGGAAUGUUGGGUGUAUCUAUAGCAGUGGUAUAUAAGAGCUUCAGUAGAAAAGGAGUCGGUCUGGAGAGUGCAGCUGGACGUAAUGAUCAAUCCUGGAAUUUUUUCUGCUCUCCACACCAUUAUUCAUUCAUUCAUAAUAAUUCAGAGAUGCUUGUUUCUCUUCUCCCGAGUUCUUCUAGAGUAGGAGUGUAUGUGGAUCACAGUGCAGGAUUUCUGUCCUUCUACAGCGUCUCAAAAGACACGAUGAGUCUCAUCCACACAGUUCAAACCACAUUCACUCAACCUCUCUAUCCUAUGUUUGGAUUAGAUAGACACUCAUCAUUCAGACUGGUCGUCUAACAGAAUAAAUGAUAAACAGGGUAAAUGAAUAUUCCAUCACAGUUUAUUCUCUAAUUAAAACAUCUAAUGUCAUGUGUAGAAAAUACACUCUCAGGACAAAGAUAUGAUAUCAGAAUUAUAAGGAGAUCAGAUGUGUUUUAUAGAGUUCCCAUUACACCAGAUGCACUGAGCCUCAUUUAUAAAAAGUGCUUAUACACACAGAUUAAGAAAUAAAUAGAUAAAUGCAUUCAGAAAUGUAUAAAUAAUGAAAUCAAUAAAUAAAUGAAUGAAUACAUAAUUGUGUAGA